GACAAUGUGCAAGAGAGCGAGUGAGAGCGAAGCGAGCAAGAGAGAGAAGCGCGAGAGAGAGAAUGCAUGGUGUCAGGGUAACGCUUCCUUGCUUGUAUCCAGGGCCUUUGUGAAUACACCAUGGGAUGCAUCGGCUCACGGAGACUCACGGCAGAUGGAGUGCCAGUAAAGGAUGGGGAACAGCAUGGAUGUUCAGAAUUUUCAUGGGAAGGAAUCAAUCUGUCUAUGGAAGACACCACGUCCAUCCUGCCUCGUCUGAAGAGGAACAACUCCAAUAACUAUGGGAUCGGUGCUCUGGCUAAGUCCUCACUGACAGGUGUGUCAGGUGUGAAUCGCUCCAUGAAGGACAAGGUGACCAAGCCUACAUCCAUGGCCCAAGGCCGGAUGGCACACAUGAUCGAGUGGCAGAACUGGGACAUGUCUGUGGUGGGCCCGGGGGGCGUGUCCGUCCCACGCAAGUCCACAGCAGAGCAGGAGAUGGAGAGACGGUUGGAGAGCGACGCCUACAGCGACCUCAGCGAUGGGGAGAAAGAGGCUCGCUUUGCCGCAGGUAUCCUGCAGCAGUUUGCCAUCUCCCAGGCAACGCUCAUGGCCUGGACCUCCAUGGAUGGAGAGAGCCUGAGGUCAGGGUCCAACCAGGGCAGUGUGGCCCACCUCAGCGAGGUUAACCAGGAGAGCAUCACCAGCCGAGACCAGAUAUUGCACCACUCCUCUGCGGACAUGUGGCCCAACACCUAUGUCGCCCAGGGCCUCUACUGCCUCUCCUCCUCUGACGCCUGGGAGCCAAUCAGCAACGAGCCCUCUGGAGUGGCCUCUCCCGCUGCUGGCUCCUACGUGAUGCAGCAGGGCGGGACUUCCUGUGAUGGGUAUGAUGGGAACGCGUUGCAGCAGCAGCAGCAGCAGUUCAACCUACAGCAGCAGAGUCAGCUCCAGCAGCUGCAGCAGCUGCAACAGAUACAGCACUACCAGCAACAGCAGCUCCUGUAUCAGCAACAACAGUCUCUGGAGCAAAGGCUGCACAGCGCCAACCACUCGUUGCAAGCCACGCCCAACAGCACCAUCCACAGCCUGGCCCCUGCUACCCACGCCCCAUUGGUGGACCUGUGGGGGGCGGGUCAGACAGAGUCCUAUCAAGCGGAUAUUGGAGGGUACAACAUAGGCGUGGCAGCGGUGGUGGAGGCGGCUUUGAAUGUUCCGUCUGGGGAUGAGGGGGCGGGGACAGACCAUUCCCAUCUGCUGGAGCAGCAAGAGGAGGAAGAUGAACUGAAGGACGAGGAGGUGACACUCUGCAUGGAGCCGGAGUCUGCCACUCUAACACAGAGAGAUGAAGCCAUCACCUCCGGGGGCAGUAGUCCUGGGCAACGUAGUCCGGGGCGCAGUAGUCCGGGGCAACCACCAGCACAGCAAAUCACAGAGCGGAAGGCCUCUGAUGUCAGCUGUGGAGCCAUCCAGAUGCUGGAGGAGAAGGAAGAGAAGCAGGGGUCCACUGUUGCUGCCAUGGCAACCAACUGAUUGACAGACUGACCCUCGGCGUCAGGAAUGACUGAGCCUAAUAAUUAAAUAUUUAUCAAUAAAUAUGUUCCUUUUCAGGUAUCAAACACAUUUUUGAUGGGAUAUAAACUCUUGUGACCACUGAAGAGCAGAGGAGGAAGAUUUGGAAACAGAGUCACGCAGUGACAACAGCUGGUCCAAAGGACAACUUUUUUUUGGAAGCCUUACAUUCCCAGAGAGAAGGAGGAGGGAGGGAUGAAUAGAGGGAGGGAGAAAAGACUGAGUGAGAAAAAGGAGGUAUGAGGGGAUGAUAAAAAGAAGAGGAGCAGCUGAGAUUGAGACAUUUGUAUCAGGAAGAGGAAACGGAGGAGGAGGGAAUUGUAACAUGCAUGCUUUUUAAACAAACGACUUUAUCCAGUCCAGCGUCAAAUAUGAUAAUGAUCAUUAAAUCUAUAGUAAUAAAACGUUAUCAUGACAACAAUGAUUUUCUAACAAAGAAAACAAUCAUGACAACACAAAAAUCUAUGUAUAAGUGAAUGAUAAAAUAAUAUAUAUCAAAUCACUGUUUUUACAACACUAUCUCUCAAUGGGAGAACUACUCUGUUUACAGCUUACACUCAACACAUCAUAUAGAAUAAUAUCAACCCCAUAACUUGAAGAACAGAAACACUCACACGUUAUACCCUCUCCUCUUAUGUCAUUCACAUCUAGCAUCCACAACACUUAUAGAACUAACUGCACGAAUACAGAGCAACUUUAGUAGGUUGUGUUCAUCAUAACCCCCUAAAAAGUACACCUAUUCAAUUAUCCCCCAAAAUGAUUUAAAUCCAAAUUGGCUCUCUGCAACAUAACCAUUGCAGUGAAAUCUACUUGAACCCUCCUAACACAGUUAGAAAGACAACAAUGUUACUAUGUUGCUGUGUCUCCAGAUGUCCAAGGCACAUAAAGGCUGCAGGCCUGUCGGCCACACACACAGCACUGCACAGUUAAAGGAAUGUACUAUACAGUAAGAUAGUGUGCUUCCUACUCUGUCUUUCCGUAUGUUUCUUCAGAAUACUAUGGAGUACCUGUCCUAUAGUGAACUGUAUAGACUUUGCACUGAACCUAGGACACGGCUGGUGCUGGGCCAGAGAAGACUCAGGGCAUGGAGCUCCUUGUAGUCUGCUUGACUGUGCAUCAUGACUGACAGGUCCGUGUCAUGGAGUGAAUGGUGAAGAGACAGAGCUGUAGUAGUGAAUCCCUUUGCACUGAUGCCAUCCAACAGAUCAGAGGCUGCCUUUGGACUCUGUCACACGUCAAUGUCCUUGAUUACUGUUCAGAAAGAGCUCUUAGCAUCACCAAGAGCCAAAACAGAAUCACUAGACGAGAUGGAUCCGGAGCUGUUGUUCCAGGUUCCAAACUAGAGAUGGCUGGAGGAAGAGGAAGUGCUCUGGAGAGUUUUGGUACCAACAGAAAGAGGAUUUAGAUUGAGAUGUGAUUGUUGUUUUGAUGUCAGCUCUUGGGGACAAUACCAAGCUUUUCUUUGUGGAGAAAAGAUGAGGAGAAAAUGUUUCUCUGAAAGGUGUAGGUUAGAGCUGUUUGAAUUGGGUGCUGAUUCUUAGAAGGGAAAAAACACAUCUUCAAAAUUGUAACUAAUUAGUGAGGAAGGAGCCAAACACAGGUCUCCUAAACGGCUUGUGGCCACUACUGUCAUAUAGAUGUAAAUACUAAUGAGAGAGGAUAUAAACCAUCUCUCACAGUCCCCACUGCAACAGUUUAUUUCGUUUUCUACACGUCUCAGUCCCAGCUCUUUCCUUUGGGAAUCUUCCUGAGCUCCCAAAUGAAGCGUAUUGCGUUUAGAUUUGUUUCUAUCACCACACAAGUAAAAGGAAAAGGAUAGUGGAAUGUCAACAUUGUAAAUAGUGUGAUCAUUCAAAUAUUGGAUAUCGGAAUACUGUUAUAAAAUAAUGCAAAGGACCUACUUUGACUGGGUUUAAGGAGAACAUUGAAGUCAAUCAGGGAAUAGAGCUGAGUACUAGAACCAAACACUAGAACCGAACAGAACCGGUAUCUUCCUGCUCAUGGUGACUACAGCGAUGGAGCAGAACUCUGCCUGAGUCGAGUGUGACGUUUGAGUUGGCGUGUGUAUUUCCUGAAGAGGAAAGUGUGUAUCCCAACGGAGGAAUGGUAGUGAAGUUCAGAGACAUGAUAGAAUAGUGGAAUUUUGGAGAUACUGGUCUGGAAUAUCUGUGCAUGUGUCACUAAUAAAAACAACAACAAUAGCAGUUAUUAUUAUUAUUAGUAUUCUUAUUCAUUUCAUUAUGAAUAUUAUUAUUAUUAUUAAUAUUAUUAUUAUGUGACGGAGAACAACCUCCUUUCACUCUGAUGAUUGUGUGAAAAAAACUUUUAAGAUAGAAAAAAGGUUUAUUGACUUGAAUUCAUGAACUUAUUGAUUGAUUAUUUAUGCAAUGUUGGGACAAUGUUUAUUUUUCUACUGAAUGAUUGACACCCCCUCCAGUAUAAGACAGAAUAUGUGUGGUUGAUGUAGAGCAGUUUCCUGUUGGUUGGGGCUCUCUCUGAUUGGACAAACAGACAGUGAUAAUAAUACCCUAUAGGCCAGUGGUGGAAACUUCUGGAGGGCUUCAUUGUGGCCACAAUUAAUUGUAAUCAGUUGUGUUAAAGCUGGGCUGGAACAAAACCCUGCACAAACUGACUGCAUCCCUCCAAGACAAGGGUUAGGGUUAUGGUUACCCACCUCUUCCCUGGAGCUGCCCAUCGUGAAACACACAAUGAUGUCAUUUAUAUAGUCAUAACCAGUCAUGAAGAUACAUGUCACAGCUGCCAUGAUCACCCAGGCAAUGACAACGCAACCUCAACCACACAACUUCCUUUAGGCUACCAGUCAUAAGUUUCCAUCAGCUGCCAUGAUCACCCAGGCAAUGACAACACAACCUCAACCACACAACUUCCUUUAGGCUACCAGUCAUAAGUUUCCAUCAGCUGCCAUGAUCACCCAGGCAAUGACAACACAACCUCAACCACACAACUUCCUUUAGGCUACCAGUCAUAAGUGUCCAUCAGCUGCCAUGAUCACCCAGGCAAUGACAACACAACCUCAACCACACAACUUCCUUUAGGCUACUAGUCAUAAGUGUCCAUCAGCUGUCAUGAUCACCCAGGCAAUGACAACACAACCUCAACCACACAACUUCCUUUAGGCUACUAGUCAUAAGUGUCCAUCAGCUGCCAUGAUCACCCAGGCAAUGACAACACAACCUCAACCACACAACUUCCUUUAGGCUACUAGUCAUAAGUGUCCAUCAGCUGCCAUGAUCACCCAGGCAAUGACAACACAACCUCAACCACACAACUUCCUUUAGGCUACCAGUCAUAAGUUUCCAUCAGCUGUCAUGACACGUAUGACGUGUCUGCAAGACAGGAUGCAUAUUGGUGUUAGAACUAACCAAGGCUAGGAGCUGCAACCUUGUGGUGUUCUUCAGUUUGUGUUAUGCAUUAGCCUUCACCUGUCUGUCUCAGACUGGCUCUGAGAGCUACAACCUACAGGAUGUCUUUACCCAACCACUCUUAUUCAUUUAUUUAUUUAAUGAUUAUUUGGGGGGAGGAAUAACAUGACAGCCUGUACAUAGUUUAUUAUUUAUUGUAGGUAAGUCUUUUUGAAGCAGUAUUGUUCUGUGUGUUGUCCUUGGAACUUUCUGUAGUGAUAGACCUUUGACCCCAGAGAGAUUGUUCUGCUUCAUUGAAAGCACCAACAUGGACCCAGAGAAUGAUACUACUUCAACGAAGAUAUUUUAUUGAUUUUUGGAUAAUUAAGAACUUAAUAAUUGAAUAAACUAAUAACAAGAAGCCAAAUGUA
Molecule: messenger RNA, 5344 nt
Organism: Oncorhynchus keta (chum salmon)
Lineage: Eukaryota; Metazoa; Chordata; Actinopteri; Salmoniformes; Salmonidae
Gene: fam131bb
Product: family with sequence similarity 131 member Bb
Exons: 9
Coding region: 121-1512 (463 amino acids)
Source: RefSeq, a predicted model, not a curated record